GAGAACUGCCUCACCAACUGUAGAUUUUCGCGCUAAUUUAGCUUCAUAGUUCUUCUCACUACAGUUUUCCUCAGAGAUUUUUAGACUUAGUCGUCUCAUUAGAACCUAUCGUUUGUUCGUUAAGGGAUUCUAUUGGCGUUGAGUUAUCACUACUCUUUUUUCUCUUUUGGUGAUUUGCAAGGGAGCUCAGACAUAGUAUUAGACAAUGAUAUACUGUGAUCACUGUCGGAAACGUGUGCACGGAAUGCGACCGGAUGAUUCUUCAUUAUGUUGUGAAGCAUGUGGGAAGGUUUUGGAAGACAUGAAUUUUUCUCAAGAGCCCACUUUCAUUAAAGAUGCAUCUGGGCAGAGUAAACUAUCAGGUAAUUAUGUGAGAACAAUCCAAAGCGGGUAUUCGGCUUCCCGUCAAAGAACAUUAGACAGAGCCUUUGAUGACAUAAGAUACCUAAGCCAAAACCUUGGAGUGGAAGAUGUCAGGUUGUCCACACAAGCAUUGGCCUUUUAUAAAAUAGCAAUUGAACGGAAUUUCACAAAGGGACGAAAAUCAGAGCAAGUACAGGCUGCUUGUCUCUACAUUGCAUUCCGGGCAGAAGAUAAGCCAUACCUUCUCAUUGAUUUUUCAAAUUAUUUAAGGACAAAUGUCUAUGUUCUAGGUGCAGUUUUUUUACAGCUUUGUAAAGUAUUGAGGCUUGAAGAGCACCCAAUUGUUCAAAAACCCGUUGAUCCUAGUCUUUUUAUUUUUAAAUAUACAAGGAAUUUAUUAAAUCAAAGGAAUAUCAUCGUCACUGAAACUGCACUGAGCAUUAUUGCAAGCAUGAAACGUGAUUGGAUGCAGACAGGGAGGAAGCCUAGUGGUUUAUGUGGUGCGGCAUUGUAUAUAGCUGCGCUUGCACAUGGUUUUAAAUACUCAAAGUCUGACAUUCUAAGAAUUGUCCAUGUGUGUGAAGCAACAUUGACCAAGCGUUUGGUUGAGUUUGAGAAUACAACCUCUGCAAGCUUGACCGUUGGGGAAUUGAAGAUGAUGGCAAAAGAACGUGAAAAAAUUCCUAUGGAAAAACCAAAUUGUGGAUCAGAGGAACAUGUCUCAAAGGAUCUACUGUGUGAACACAAGGAUAGUGGUGUCCCACACUGGGCCCAUGGAUUAUGUGAAAGAUGUUAUGAGGAUUUUGUUAAACUCUCUGGUGGACUUGAUGGCGGUUUGGAUCCUCCUGCAUUCCAGCGUGCUGAGAGGGACAGAAUGACAAAAUCACCUUGUGAGGAAAGUGGCAACCAAUCAAGUGAUUUGGCAAAAGCAUCAAAUGGUAUGUGUGCAGGCAGGAAAGAAGAGCUGUAUGCUCCUGGGCCAGAAAGUGUUGUAGCCGAUGUUGAGCAAAUGGCUACUAACGAUGGCAGGAAUGAUGAAUCACAUGGAGAAGAUAUGAGUGCUAAAGCUCUUAGUGAAUCAGAAAGUCUCUCAGAUAUUGAUGAUUUGGAGGUUGAAGGCUACCUUCACAAUGAAGAGGAGAAGCAUUACAAGACGCUUAUAUGGAGUGAAAUGAAUAGGGAGUAUCUGGAGGAGCAAGCAGCCAAGGAAGCAGCAGCAGCUGCUGCUAAGGCAACUUUCGAGGCAAAUUUUCAAAACUGUUCCGAGGAUAUGCUAGCAGCGAAAGAGCUUGCUGAAUCUGCUGCUGCAGCUGUGGCCAAAUCCAGAAAGGAAAAAAAGCAGAGACGUGCCCAGGAGGCAAAAAACUCAGGUCCUGCUCAAUCUGCUGCAGAGGCUACUCGGAAAAUGUUGAUAAAUAAGAGGCUCAGCUCCAAAGUCAAUCUUGAUCGCUUGGAUAAUUUAUUUGACGAUAUUGAGGCCUCGGAGAACAAGAAAGUACGGUUUGAGCUGCACUCUGGUAAAGGUAGUAAACUAGAGCCUGAGCUAGAGGACAAAGACAAAGGUGAUGAUAUGGGAUCUGUUGAUAAAUUUGAGUAUGGAGGUUAUAUGGGUAAGGAAAAUAAUUUGCAGGAAGAAAAACUGGCGGAGUAUGACUGUGGAGAUGAUGAUUAUAGCUAUGAUGAUGACGACUAAAAUGUUUCCCGAAGCUCCUGCUGCUUUAAUUUUCUGUGGGUUUCCAGGAUCCUGAUCCAACGUGGCUGGCACUGGGUGAACUCAUUGUCCGAAAUUUUUGGGGAUGCUGUGUCUCCUUGCAAUAGCGUUCCUCUUUCAUUGUAGCUUCCUUGUAUAGUCGUGGGGUUUUGCUAUAUCUUAAAAUAAUUUUAUUCCCCUUAGUAUACCCUCACAUGCAUGGGCAGCUUUAGGAAUUUUGAUUUCUCCCAUCAUGUACUUUCCUUUCUUCCUAGUUUGAGGGUCAUGCGAGAAUAUAUUAGUGUAAAUAUAUACAAGUUUCAAUAAUAUGUUAUUAAUUAUUAGAUAUUCAAUUCCCUUCCUUGAGCUCCUGUAACACCUCUCCCUCGUUGAUCAUGGGCAGAUCAUACACUUGUCAAUUGAUAUCAAUAUAGAUAAUAUAUUCUAUCACUGGCA
Messenger RNA from Neltuma alba, 2509 nucleotides. Its product is annotated as transcription factor IIIB 90 kDa subunit. Gene Ontology annotation, cellular component: transcription factor TFIIIB complex; transcription preinitiation complex; nucleus. Bases 206 to 2056 code for a protein of 616 amino acids. Gene Ontology annotation, biological process: transcription preinitiation complex assembly; transcription by RNA polymerase III; DNA-templated transcription initiation. NCBI's taxonomy places the organism in Eukaryota, Viridiplantae, Streptophyta, Magnoliopsida, Fabales, Fabaceae. Gene Ontology annotation, molecular function: RNA polymerase III general transcription initiation factor activity; RNA polymerase III type 3 promoter sequence-specific DNA binding; TBP-class protein binding. The transcript is spliced from 20 exons. The record is from RefSeq and is a predicted model, not a curated record.